AUGUUUCGUCUCCCGAUAGUGCGCGCGUUCUUCCGCGCAUCGCCCCAGUCGGCCACGGCUACUUCGCUCCUCCACUCUACCCGCAUCCCCUCUCACAUUCCUCGCUCCACACCUCUAAUCCGACAUCUUUCGUCAAGAACUCGUGGGACCUCUUCAACGGCCUUUCUGCCUUCGAGACUCCUUUCUCGUCAAUCGCAGUCCCGGCAUUUCUCUGAGUCCGCCCGCAGCCGUGCGAAAUAUAAUCGAUUCGAAGAACCGCAGUUUCCCAGACUUCAAGAUGGCGAGCAUUUGCAGUUCUGGCUCGUACUCAUUGCCGUCGGAGGAAGCUUCUAUGUCUAUAAUCUGGAGACUGUGGAGCUGACGGGCCGCACUCGAUUCAACUGCGUAUCCGACGACCUCGAGAAACAGAUGGGAGACCACGAAUAUCAUGCAAUCAUGAACACGGCUGAAGGCUUGAUUCUACCUCCGUGGCAUCAUAUCUCCCAAGAAGUAACCCGAGUCUUUGAGCGGCUGAUCGCUCAUACACCCGUACAAGAUACGAAAUGGGAGGUGCACGUUAUCAACGAUAUGUCGGAGCAGAACGCAUUCGUCCUUCCGAAUGGAAAGGUAUUCGUGUAUACUGGCAUAUUGCCGGUUUGCGGAAACGCUGAUGGUCUUGCGGCGGUACUGGGCCAUGAAAUCGCUCAUGUGCUGGCCCAUCACCAGGCUGAACGGAUGAGCCAUUCUAUUCCUAGUGUCAUUCUGACCUAUGGGCUGGUAUAUCUGCUUGGCAGUCUCGGACAUUUCGCGUCCCAGAUGUUGAAUUGGACUGUCAAUUUGCCGAACACGCGAGUGCAGGAGGCUGAGGCAGACAACAUCGGGCUGAUGCUGAUGGCCAAGGCUUGUUACAACCCUCGUGCCGUAGUUGACUUCUGGAACCACAUGCACAAGAGUGAAAGAGUUCGUGUGCCUGAGUUCAUGUCAACACAUCCAUCGCAUUUCAACCGCAUGCAAUCAAUGAGCGAAAGGCUAUACAAAGCCGAAUCCCUGUACGAAAACAGCGGAUGCCAUAUGGUCAGAGGCUACAUCCCUAAAUUCACCGACGCAAUCGACCACUACGCAGGUCCCCAGGAGAGAGCCCCCCCUAUCAGAGGCCAUCACCCGAGAGGUGGUCACCAUGGCAGAGGCCACCAUAUACAAAUCCAGCCUGAUGAUAGCUCUGACGGCGAAUACUUCUUCUGA
Aspergillus tubingensis is the source of this 1221-nucleotide messenger RNA. RefSeq names its product M48 family metallopeptidase. Lineage: Eukaryota; Fungi; Ascomycota; Eurotiomycetes; Eurotiales; Aspergillaceae. Gene Ontology annotation, biological process: mitochondrial protein processing; protein quality control for misfolded or incompletely synthesized proteins. Bases 1 to 1221 code for a protein of 406 amino acids. Gene Ontology annotation, molecular function: metalloendopeptidase activity. Gene Ontology annotation, cellular component: mitochondrial inner membrane. The transcript is spliced from 9 exons. The record is from RefSeq and is a predicted model, not a curated record.